UCCACGCGGUGCGGGUGAUGACAAUACAACUGAGUCACCAAUGAAAAUUACCCAAAGACAGGGAAAAAAAGUUUGCCCUUUAAAUCCCAAUAACUAUUCAUCAAUCGAGGAGACUGACAACUAAUCUAAAAAAAAAAAACCGCUGUUACCGCCAAUUCCAUUAAAAAUGAAUUAAUCCCCUGUUCUCGUUUAAUCUCAACUUUGACAAGUUGUUUGAAAAUGGAACGGUUAACGAGUCUCCCUGAAGGAGACACUCGGGAGUUUGAUUAAAAUCCAAAGUGUCGGAGACAAGAGUCGGCCGGAGGAUUGAGAUGAAAUAGGGAAUUUAAUAUGAGGAACAAUCGCUCGUUGAGUGUAAAUCCGGGCCUCGAGUCCUUGGCAAAUGUCGGCAAAACUUUCACUCAUUAAUACGACUGUUUAUAACCGUCAUUCACGUGCAUAAUUGUGUUAAUCGUGGAUUGAUACUGAGCCAGGGGGUGAAGGCAUUCGUUUAAUUAGGCCACAUUCACUGGUUAUAAGAGAGAUAACUAGUUGCAAGGGUAAUGCAAACGCCGGGAGCUGCCAGUGAUGGCUACAACCUGAGUGCCACUCUCCCUCCUUUGUAGGAUUAUUCAUCCCUUCCCACUGUCGUGCAAUGAGAUGUGAAUUACGUGAAUUGAUACUAAUUGCACAGGCAAUUGGUUCUAUUAAUGCCAAUGACGUACCAGUGACGGUUUUGUCGAUGGACGAGUAUCGGACUCGGCUGCUGUGGGAUGAUGUGUUACGACGGCACGCGCCGAGAUAAUAUGCUGGUCAAUUGUUCUACGUAUCUCUGGUUCGUGUGCCGCGGGGAGGGCCUUUGAGAACAGUCAGGGAUAAUGACGCAGUCCCCGACACCAUCAACCAGCAGAUUACAUGAUGACAAACAUAUUGGAUUGCAGAUACAGGAGAUCAACAGUCAAGUGGCGCAAUUUCGGGACCUUCUGAUCAACAUCGGACAGGCAAGAGAUGGUCCCGAGUUGCGUGAACGUGUACGGAAACUCCGGCGAAACUGUGUCGAGGCUUGUAAGAACACUUCCCAGCUGGUGCUACCGCAAAUGCGAAGUGCAAUGGACUUGGGAAUUCCGGCGGACAGUCCCAAUUUGGUGCUGCUGUUCUUUGUAUCACAGUUGUUCCUGAGGGAGCUGUACAAGUGCAAAAAUCUCAUUCGCAUCGUGCCCAUGGAUAUGUCUGGAUAUUAUGCGAGUAAAUCUGGACCAUCAAACAUUGGUAACGUUAUAUCAUCGAUUCUCCUCUGCAAGCCGAUUACCCCGAAUUUCAACGAGGAGGAGCUCUGCAGUAUACGCAAGGAUUCUGCUGAGAUAAGCGCUCUCGUUGCCGAACUCCAAGAAUUCAUGCCGCAAUCCGAGGCUGACAUAGAGAAAACAAUAGCACUGCAGGACACGUGCGCCUCGGGUACGAAGAACAAUGGGGCCCGAAAGGCCAACAGGUGGGACACUAGACCCGGAAAUCCAAAUUACUUCAGCGGACGCUUCAGAUUCCUCUGCUGCACCUCAAGGCCUAACUACGUCUGAGCCUGCGAAGCGACUGUAAAAAAUGUGUAGUUACUGAUCGGAUAUAAAUUCGGGGGCUGGAUUACAUGGAAAUUUAACCAGGAGAGUUAACAUCACAUCAAAUACAAACAAAUUCGAUAUUUCAUAGUUUUUGAGCGGAUGUGGCAAAUGCAUUUGUUAAAUUUGUGUGUUGAAAUUCCGGGUAUCGAAUUGGCUGGUACCCAGUGGAGUAAAAUGAGUCGUUUUUACAUUGCAAGCGAUCCAGCCUGGACAUCAUUAAAUACCUAUUCUUUAUUCCGUAGAAUGGUAAGCAGGCAAUACAUCAGGAAUGAUCGAAAAGGUCUGCAUUAGGAUGUCACGUCAGAAAGCUCAAAUCAUUGUGAUGUCACGAAUUUUUUUUUAGGCUUUUAGCAUGAUUAAUUGACCGGAGGAAAGAGGACCUUUCGUCGAUGGGGUCAUCCUCGAGAAUUAAUCAUCGAUAAAGUGCUGACGAUCAUUGGGGUCAAUCUGAUAGUAUCAAAGCAACAUGAAAAACUUGUUUCUCAGGGGACACGUCGAAAGCCAAAAAAAAUGCUGUGACAGAUUCGUCAUUUGCUGGAUCGUUGUCUCUUUUCAUUUCCGGUUAUCAUAUUCCCCGAUAGUACCGAUUUAUUUUCCAGUUUUUUUCUUUCUGGAGCAUUUUAAUAUUUUUCCAACUUUCGGGAGUCUCCUUUUCGUUUGAAAAAAUAUCCAUUAAAAAAUCAAUGUGAAUUGACAGGACUCACUUAAUUCCACUGCUUUGCCAUCCAAAUAAAAUAAAACGUCGCUGAAAAUGUCAAUCUGGCCUGCGAAAAUCGUACAUAGGAGUGGGCGAUGUUUUAAAAACUAUCGAUAAUCGAAGAAUUAUUUCAAAAAUCUGAAAAAAAUAAUAAACGUUCUGUUACAGGAAAAUAAACAUUUUAAACUCUCAAGAUUUUUCUCGAUAGAAAAAUAUUUAGAAAAAAAUCGCCCACACCCACUCCCACAUAUAAAUAUAAAAGUGUACAUGACUUCUUUCAUUACGAAUGAAGUACCCAGAUUUACACUGUAGGGCACUCGAAUAUAACUUAAAGGUGAUACAUAGUUAACGAAUAGAGUCUAUUUCUUCAAUGAAUCCACGAGACAUUUGUUAGUGAAUGUGAAGCAAUGCUGUACAGAAUGUUAAUGGUAUACGAGCAUCUCGCACUGGUAUUGUGAGAUGUCACGUUAUUGCCAGUGCCUGAAAAGCAACAAGAGUGACUGGUGUUGAUGGGAAUGAUAUUGUUGUCAGCAGAAGGCAUGUCGAGACGAAUAAUGCAUGAAUGCAUAACACCAUCAUCUGGGUGAAAUGAAAUUUCCAGUUUUUGAGACUAUUGUGGGACCCUUCUCAACCAGGUGGAGAAAAUGUAGUUGAAAUUACGAUGAUAACGGAUUUUUUUUUGUUUAUUAUUUUGCAAAAAUUAGUCUAUUGUUACUGUCACAUCGUGUAAAAUCGAAUUUUAAUUCGAUUGAUUAUUAUUAAAAACAGACUAGUAGAUUAUUGGAUAAUUAUUACACUUCCACAACUUGGGUCCAAUGUUUACAUUUGUUUAUUUAUCACGUGUAUAUUUAUUGAAAAGUUAUUUAUAUUUCAUGUGAACUGUUCAUUGAUGAGUGGAGGGAAGGUGAACUAGUGAUGGUACGAGCGAAUUAUUAGAUAAUGUAGCCUUAGGAAAAAUUACAAUUCAUUCAUGCGGGUCAAUGUAGAGUAAUUCAACGCUUUUAAACUCAAUGAAGAAUUAAAAAAUAAUAAACUACAAGAAAUGAAGUCAAUAUUACGUUAGAGCAUAUCGAGAAUUUGAGUAAUAUAUUGUGAAAAGGACCAAUCCUUGUACUAUAAGAGAACGUCAGUUCUUCAUCCAUCAAUUCAAUGCAGUGAUGCGAGAGAUUCUAUAAAUGUUCACCGAUUAAUUACUUUAUUUUGUGCACAUUAUCCCAGGGUACAUGAAUACUGCGUAGACAUCAAUGGCAUACAAUCAAAUGUCGACGUGGCCAGGAGUAAUGAGUGACGUUGAAUGACUAAAGUGGUUCUUCUAUUGUUCCAAGUGUCAAUCAUGCUUUAAUCGAAGAUAUGAAAAAUGAUAUUUAUGAGUAAUAACGGAGAUAGUUCUGGUUAUCUAUUUAGUGAAGAGUGCGGGUAAUUUGUGGAAAUAAGUAACAAAGUUUUUGUCAAAUGGAUUAUCAUAUGAACUUUCAAACGCAUUGAUGAUAAUUAUAUUUAAGUAAGAAAAUAAAUGAUGAGUUGAAUUU
Molecule: messenger RNA, 3818 nt
Organism: Diachasmimorpha longicaudata
Lineage: Eukaryota; Metazoa; Arthropoda; Insecta; Hymenoptera; Braconidae
Gene: dcma
Exons: 5
Coding region: 858-1553 (231 amino acids)
Biological process (GO): G protein-coupled receptor signaling pathway
Cellular component (GO): membrane; neuron projection
Source: RefSeq, a predicted model, not a curated record